AUGCAUAAAGCGGCGACUGUAGAUACAACUCCAAAAAUAGUAACACUCUAUAAAUGCUUAACUAAUCGAUAUUGGACAGGAUACCCGGAUAAUGUAUUUUGGCGGGAAUUCUUCCUUCUCAGUCCCCGUCUUCAGGAGCUAAAGCAAAUACUGAAUAAAACUUCGACUCAAGAUUUCAUUUACAAUGGCCCGAAAAUCCAUAGCAUGUAUCUUUUCGCAGUAGAUUUGCUUCGAUCAAAGGAUGAACAUUUACGAAUCCACAAUGCUUUGACAACUUUACAGACGUUUCUCUCGGCAAUGUGUGAUCAUAAGUCUUCGGAUGCAAAUUUUUCUGUAUAUUUGCUACUGGGAAACAUUGAUUCAAUCGACACCCAGUUUUCACUGUUCAUCCAAAACCUGUGUAACCUCAUCAAGACCUCUGAAAAUGCUCAAUGCCUCCAAGAUUCCCUAUCUUUUUUCUUGAGCUUCCUUGCUACUCUGUACAACUCUUCGUUAAUAUCUCAUAUAUAUGACAGCUACGAUGUUUUCACUACUUUAGUCACCACCAUCUUGCAUCAAAAACCUGGGUUUGAACUUGCUAUAUAUGCACUUGGAUUGCUAAGCGCCUGUGACAAGUUUGAAACCGUUAACACACUCCGGAUUCAUUUGUCCCAAAUAACUGAAGAACCAUUCUUUGAGGCUAUCUUAAAGUUUUCCGCCAUUCAGCUCAUUGCUAUAAGAGAUGAAUACGUUGCCAUAAAACAAGAUGAUCCUCCCGUCCCUUCUUUCUUUAGCUUCUUUACUAUCCGGUCUUCGCCUUCGAAUCCUGAUGCCAAACAGGAGCAACAAUUUGCUGCUCUGCCCGACAAACGCUUAGUAAUAUUUUUAACCAUUUACGAACUUUGCACUUGCAACAAAUAUUUUUGCAAAUAUCUCCUUCAGUUCCAGAAUCAAAAUAAUCCUGACUCUCCUUUAUCAUCUCUACUUUCCCUAUCCUCUUAUAUAAAUGUCCACCAGAGGCAAUCCAAACGUACCUAUCACUUCUCUAUGCUUUUCCUAAUUCUUUUUCACAUUUUAAUAGAUGAUCCCGAUACUUCUUCUUUACUUGUGCAGACCGAUUCAGAAUCCCGAGUCCGAAUGUGUUUGCAGAGAUAUCCUUUCCCUUCUUUUCCUACAAAACCAUAUGUUCCCAUAGGAUAUAUUUUAGACACUUGUUGCCUUGGGAUUCAACACAAUGCAAAGUUGAAAAUUAGUGCUCCAAUAUAUGUCUUGUACCUUACAUUUUUGCAUAAAUCUUUUGCUUUAUUGGCACAAAACCAGAUACGAUUGGAGUAUCAUUGGAGGGAACUUUGGAGGUUUUUAUUUUCUUUUUUAGGCUUUUGCAACACGCUUAUUAAUUCAGAAUUUUUCAAUCACGCUCCCCCGAUCGUGGAGGCAUUAUUAAAUUUGCUUGCCUAUACAGUUGCAAAUGCUGACGCCUUUGUUGAUAAUACUGAAGAAAUGGUGGAUUUGUUAUACAAGUUAAUUUGUAAUGCCCAGAUCUUUCAGUCAGUUUCUUCAAAAGUAAAGCUUAAAAACAAGCGCGCUGCUGAUUACCUUCUUGAAGUGAUCAAUUUUUUGAGCUCAAAAGCUUCCGAAUCGCCAGAUAGCUCUCCUGAGGAAUUAAUGUCCAUAAUUAAGGAAGUUAUUGAAUUAAUUCCAGUUGCAGAGCAGCAGGUUCUAUCGAAUAUACCUCCUUUGAGAGAGUCUAAUUAUCGUUUAUUUCAUAAACGAGUCAGUCGAGAUAUGGCUGAGCUAUUACGAAACGUGUAA
Messenger RNA from Schizosaccharomyces osmophilus, 1791 nucleotides. RefSeq names its product Golgi to plasma membrane transport protein. Gene Ontology annotation, cellular component: cytosol. The record is from RefSeq and is a predicted model, not a curated record. Gene Ontology annotation, biological process: regulation of Golgi organization. The transcript has a single exon. NCBI's taxonomy places the organism in Eukaryota, Fungi, Ascomycota, Schizosaccharomycetes, Schizosaccharomycetales, Schizosaccharomycetaceae. Bases 1 to 1791 code for a protein of 596 amino acids.